AUGUUACCUCGAUGUCUAAGCAAGUUGAUACCACUUCCAUCGAGGGAUUACCCAGUUGUAGAUCAUUGUUAUGACGUGGUGGUACUAGGAGCGGGAGGUGCAGGUCUAAGAGCAGCAUUUGGUUUAGGAAGUAAAGGAUAUCGUGUAGCAGUAGUAACUAAACUCUUUCCAACGAGAUCGCACACGGUGGCUGCUCAAGGUGGUUUAAAUGCUGCUAUAGCGAGCGAACACGAGGAUAGUUGGCUUUAUCACAUGUAUGACACAGUCAAAGGAUCCGAUUGGCUAGGAGAUCAGGAUGCUAUACAUUUUCUAACCAGAGAAGCACCUCGUGCAGUUUACGAGCUAGAAAAUUAUGGAUGUCCAUUCAGUCGUAACGAGUCUGGAAAAAUUUAUCAACGUGCAUUCGGUGGACAAUCGUUGAAAUUUGGAAAAGGUGGUCAAGCACAUCGAACUUGUGCAGUAGCAGACAGAACAGGACACGCUCUUCUCCAUACUUUAUAUGGUCAAAGUCUUCGUUACGAUGUACAUUAUUAUGUAGAAUAUUUUGCACUUGAUCUUUUAAUGCACGGUCGAUGCUGCAAAGGAAUUCUCGCUUGGGAAUUGGAAACAGGAAUACUUCAUCGUUUUAGAGCUCAUCAUACCGUGAUAGCAACAGGAGGUGCUGGUAGAUGUUAUUUAUCUUGUACAGGUGCACAUACUUGUACAGGUGAUGGCAUGGCUAUAUCCUCAAGAGCAGGAUUGCCAUUACAAGAUAUGGAAUUUAUACAGUUUCAUCCUACAGGAAUGUAUGGAACUGGAAUAUUAAUAACAGAAGGAAGUAGAGGCGAAGGUGGUAAAUUAGUAAAUUCCCAAGGUGAAUAUUUCAUGGAAAAAUAUGCUCCAGUGGCUAAGGAUUUAGCAUCACGUGAUGUUGUUUCCCGAGCUAUUACCAUUGAAAUAAUUGAAGGAAGAGGUGUAGGUCCUAAAAAAGAUCAUGUGCAUCUCGCACUAAAUCAUAUACCUAUUGAAACUCUACGUACUAAGUUACCAGGCAUCUCACAUUUGGCAUGGGUAUUUUCUGGUGUUGACAUUACAAAGGAUCCCAUACCGGUGGUACCAACGGUCCAUUACAAUAUGGGUGGAAUACCUACAAAUUACCGAGCUCAAGUGUUAACGCGUGAAAAUGAAGAGGACAGUGUGAUAGAUGGAUUAUGGGCAGCUGGUGAGACCGCAUGUGCAUCCGUUCAUGGUGCCAAUAGACUUGGAGCUAACAGUUUAUUAGAAAUCAUUGUUUUUGGUAAAGCAAUAGCCGAUCAAAUUGAUUGCGUUACUAGACCUGGUGAACGACACGAAGAAAUUUCUCCUGAUUUGGGUGAAGAAUCAAUUUGCCGAUUUGAUGCGACACGUUAUGCGAAAGGUUGCAUCCCCGUUAACGAGCUUAAACAAUCAAUGCAACAAACUAUGCACAAAUAUUGUUCGGUGUUUAGAACUUGCGAUAUUUUACAAAGAGGAUGCCGGGAAAUGACGAAACUCUACACCUGCGAUUUACCUGAUAUAUGCGUGCAAGAUCAAUCGAUGAUUUGGAACACAGAACUCGUAGAAGCAUUGGAAUUACAAAAUAUGAUGCUUAUUAAUAUGCACACCGUAUAUGCAGCUGAAAAUCGUAAAGAAUCUAGGGGUUCCCACGCAAGAGAUGAUUUCAAAGAAAGAAUCGACGAAUAUGACUAUACUAAGCCUCUAGAAAAUCAAAAAAUGCGACCAUAUUCGGAACAUUGGCGUAAGCAUACGUUAACUUGGGCUUUCAAUGAUGGAUCGAUAAGUAUUUCUUAUCGGCCGGUUAUUGAUACGACUUUAGAUGAAAUGGAAGCUAAACACGUACCACCUACCAUUCGAUCCUAUUAGAUAACGAAUAACAAUCUU
Messenger RNA from Polistes canadensis, 1899 nucleotides. Its product is annotated as succinate dehydrogenase [ubiquinone] flavoprotein subunit, mitochondrial-like. Gene Ontology annotation, molecular function: flavin adenine dinucleotide binding; electron transfer activity; succinate dehydrogenase (quinone) activity. Bases 1 to 1881 code for a protein of 626 amino acids. NCBI's taxonomy places the organism in Eukaryota, Metazoa, Arthropoda, Insecta, Hymenoptera, Vespidae. The record is from RefSeq and is a predicted model, not a curated record. Gene Ontology annotation, biological process: tricarboxylic acid cycle; mitochondrial electron transport, succinate to ubiquinone. The transcript is spliced from 11 exons.